GGCUGCAAAUAAAGCAGAUGUGUUUGUUGUGAAUUUCAGUGCUGUCUAGACUUUCUUUUACCAAAGCAGACAUUCAGGCUUUAACCUGUGGAGUUUUCUUUAGUCUGUCAUUUUUCAACUAAUUCUAUGAGCUGUUCAUAAAGCAGUGCAAAUAAAUAGAGAUGAAAUGGAGAAGUCAAGGAAACUGGGAUCGAUGAAAGAUGAGGACCAGUUUUAUCAUCAGGGUGCGGUGGAGCUGUUGGUUUUCAACUUUUUACUCAUCCUUACAAUACUUACCAUUUGGCUGUUUAAAAAUCAUCGAUUUCGCUUUUUGCAUGAAACUGGAGGCGCCAUGGUUUACGGUCUCAUAAUGGGAUUAAUUUUGCGGUAUGCUACAGCACCAUCUGACUUUUCAAAGGGGAUUGUCUAUGACUGUGAGAAGCUCCAAGCUGGCUUGCCCACUCUGCUCAUCAACAUAACAAAUCAAGUGUAUGAGUAUCAGUACAAAAGGGAAAUCAGCCAGCAUAAUGUCAAUGCGCACCAAGGCAAUGCCAUGCUACAGAAGAUGACCUUUGAUCCUUCAAUCUUCUUCAAUGUUUUACUACCACCCAUUAUAUUUCAUGCAGGAUACAGCUUAAAGAAAAGACACUUUUUCCGUAACUUGGGAUCCAUUUUAGCAUAUGCUUUUUUGGGGACUGCCAUUUCUUGCAUGGUGAUAGGGUUGAUAAUGUAUGGCUUUGUAAAAGCCAUGGUCCAAAUCAAUCAGCUGAAGAGUGGUGACUUUCACUUCACUGACUGUUUAUUCUUUGGUUCCUUGAUGUCUGCUACAGAUCCAGUGACUGUCCUGGCUAUUUUCCAUGAACUUCAUGUUGAUACAGAUCUCUACACUCUCCUUUUUGGCGAAAGUGUCCUAAAUGAUGCUGUGGCUAUUGUUCUGACAUAUUCGAUAUCAAUUUACAGUCCCAAGGAGAAUCCCAAUGCUUUUGACGCUGCUGCCUUCUUUCAGUCUGUGGGGAAUUUUCUAGGGAUUUUUGCUGGAUCAUUUGCUAUGGGGUCUGCCUAUGCAGUUGUCGCUGCUUUAAUAUCCUUUGUUGUCAAACACUUAAAAUUCAGCCUGUUUGGAAGAUCCAGUGUUGUAGAACAGAAUACUGCUGUACAACUAUUUUCUGCUUCACUUGAAACAAGACUUUUUGAUUAAGAUUUCAGUGAUAUCCUGACCAUCAUAAUUUGAAACAUAGCCAGUUUUGGCUUUUCUCAAUUCAUGCACCUAAAGUACAACUGAAUUAACAUACUGCAAAUAUGCUACCAUCACUAUUGAUGGAAAGAUGAUGAAAGAGUUCACUGC
Molecule: messenger RNA, 1324 nt
Organism: Sceloporus undulatus (fence lizard)
Lineage: Eukaryota; Metazoa; Chordata; Lepidosauria; Squamata; Phrynosomatidae
Gene: SLC9A9
Product: solute carrier family 9 member A9
Exons: 7
Coding region: 167-1177 (336 amino acids)
Biological process (GO): sodium ion transport; regulation of pH; proton transmembrane transport
Cellular component (GO): recycling endosome; membrane
Molecular function (GO): sodium:proton antiporter activity
Source: RefSeq, a predicted model, not a curated record